UAGUAUUGUUUGGAGUGCUUCUAAAUUGUAAUCAUUCAGCGAUUUCAAUUGAGGUUUUGAAGUUUGUUUCUUCUAGUUUUGAAGAUUUCUGCAGAUAUAUUGGUGAAGUGCUACUCUCUUUGCAAAAGGAACAUAAGAACAAUAUUACCAUAGUUUAUUUUGAUAACCUUCUUUCAUAAUUCAUACGGUUCGUUACCACAAAUCUCUUCUCCUUCUCUCCUCAUCUAGUUUGUUUAAUUUUUAUGAGGAAGUCUUGUAAGCAACUGAAUUAAUCAACAUCAUCAAGAUAAUUCAAAGAACAUUCUCAACACUAUUUUCCAAGUUUAAUUUUCCUUGAUUCUUGUUAGCAUGUCAUAUUCUUAGUCAGUUGAGCAUCGUAUUUAUUUAUAUUUAGAUUCACCACCUCAUAUUCUAUGUUUACAAAUUCUUACUUGAACAUAACCUUUAAUUAAAUAACUUGUUUCAAGUACUGGUUACUCAUCAAUUACUGAGAAAGUUGUGUUUUAUGUACUGAUUACUAAAUUUUUGAAAACUUAACAUCAUGAUCGGCUUAAGAUCCUUCACUAGUAGGAUUUGUAAAUCGAGUAGAUCUACUUCCAAAAUUUAUUCCUCCACUAAUUCAGUUACAGAAAAAUAUCAAAAUAGUUUCAUCAAUCAGUCUCAAGUAACUCUCAAGAACUACUCGACUCUGUCAAUGCUCUCAUCCUCAACACAACUUUUGACAAACAAACUGUUUACCAGAAAACAAGCCUACCUCUCUACCAAACUGCAACCUCAAGUAACUGUGAUGGCAUACUUGAAUCAACCUCUAGUAACUGUCAAGAACUACUCGACUCUGUCAUUGCUUUUACCCUCAACAAAACUUUUGACAAACAAACUGUCCAUCGAAAAACAAGAUUUUCUGCCUACUAAACUGCAACCUCAAGUAACUGUGAUGGCAUACUUAAACCAACCUCAAGUAACUGUCAAGACCUACUCGACUUUCAUGAACAAACCUGGAGUAACUAUGAAGGCAUGCCUAAACCAACCUGGAGUAUCCAAGUCCUAUUCAUCUCACGCGGAAAGUGAUGAAGAUUUCGACUGUCGUUUUGAAACCUACUUCAACAAACCUGACAUUGACGGUUGGGAGGUGCGCCAAGGUAUUAACAAUCUGGUAAGCUACGACUGUGUUCCAGAUCCGCGGAUUAUCUGCGCAGUUUUGAAGGCUUGCCGACGCGUCAGCGAUUACUCCCUGGCGGUGCGGUUUUUGGAAGCGGUCAAGUUUAAAUGUGGUCCGAAACUUGCGGUUAUUUAUCCGUAUAUUUUGCAGGAGAUACGGCCUACCUUGCUUGAACUGGGAAUUGAUACACCUGAACAGUUGGGCUAUGAUAAGCCGGAAUUGUAUUUGGAAAGUGUUGAUGAUUUUUACUGAGUUUUAGAGUUGAAAUUCUGGUUGAACUCCACAGU
This is a messenger RNA of Nilaparvata lugens (brown planthopper), 1446 nucleotides long. RefSeq lists its product as uncharacterized. Gene Ontology annotation, biological process: mitochondrial electron transport, cytochrome c to oxygen. The record is from RefSeq and is a predicted model, not a curated record. Gene Ontology annotation, cellular component: mitochondrial inner membrane. Lineage: Eukaryota; Metazoa; Arthropoda; Insecta; Hemiptera; Delphacidae. The coding region runs from base 542 to 1411 and encodes 289 amino acids. The transcript has a single exon.